UACCCUUUUAUUAUUUCGAUAUGAGACGUUAGCCGGGACGGCAUGGUUGGUUACGCGCAAUCGGUGGAUGCUGCGAGGGGUUUUGUUGUGUACUUCACGCAGACCGCCGGCAGGGACCAUCAGCCGCCGUUUUGUCCUCUAACGACGAGAUGCAGAACGAGUGAGCAGCGGCACCCCCGCCCAUCCAAACACCGUCCAUAAAAGAUCACACCAGCAGCCAGGGCUCCCUCAGAGUCCGCCGCACCCCACGCAAACCCGCCCGUGUGACGUGCUAAGGUGAAUGUCCAAGAACGAGAGCCCAUCAACCCAAGCUGGAGGCAAACUCUUCUAUUCAUUGGCACGUUUGAAAGACAUCGGCGCUGCGAUUUCAUCGCUACGGAGGCUUAGUCGUUCAGACCCAGCGCGUUAAUUUCCAUGAGGUACUGUGGAAAUGUUUCCAGUCUGGAACAAGGGUUAAUUUUUCAUCUAAAAGCGCCGAUUAUGGGCUGUAUAGGCUCCAAAACAACUAUUGUGGCAGUCGAUACUACCUUACGCGUGGAGUGGAAGGAAGUCAAGUCGGCCGCAGCUCUCUUUCCGCUGGGAAAUACUACGACCUCUCUGGUGCGAAGACUGGUACAGCAGACAUCAAUCGACAGCCCGGACACUGCCGAGGUAAAUGUUGAAGACACUAUUGAAAUGUUACCAAAAUCAAGACGCGCUCUUACUAUUCAGGAGAUUGCUGCACUUGCAAGAUCAUCUUUACACGGUUUUUCCCAGGUGGUGAAAGACCAUGUAACCAAGCCUACAGCCAUGGCUCAGGGUCGGGUUGCUCAUCUCAUCGAGUGGAAAGGUUGGUGUAAGCCAAUGGAGUCGCCGAUGACUCUCGAGAUUGAUUUCAAUUCCUACUCCGACUUAAGCGAAGGUGAACAGGAAGCACGAUUUGCAGCAGGUGUGGCGGAACAGUUUGAAAUUGCAGAGGCUAAACUGAAAGCAUGGUCGUCUGUCGAUGGUGAUGAGUCAAAUGAUGAUUCGUAUGAUGAAGAUUUUGUACCAACUACUGACAGCACACAAACAGCUGAUCAAGCAGGACAGCACCCACAAGUGAGUUAUUCAAGAGACAGGCUGCACAGUCACUUGUGCCAACUUACAGUGCGGCAGACAUCAUGUGAACAGGAAAGUGAGUCCUCCCAGACUGUCUCCCCAGAGACCCUUUGUUCAAGUCUGUGCAGUCUGGAGGACCAUCCUUUGCUCAAAAUGGAGCUGGGGACCCCGACCGAAUUAGCUGCAAAACUGUUUGGCCAGAUCGGUGCAAUGCCCGGUCAUCAGGAUGUGAUUUCUCAGCUGCACCCAAACGGAAACACUGAAUGUGCCUUUAGGAACCUUAUCUGCGAGGACUCCUCUUAUUCUGUGUCUUAUGCUGAAUCUUGUUUUACUCCAGAAGAAGACGAUAUGUCAUGCCAAGACUACAAAAGCAUUUGUAAGAAGGAGGAUGGGGAAUACAAAGGGCGGAGGAAGGUAUCAGACGUUGCUUCCUCAGGUGUAGUAUCUCUGGAUGAGGAUGAUGCUGAAGAUCAAUAAACCCUUGUGACCCUGGCAUGCAUUUCUUUCUUUGAUACUGGUCUUUAGGCGUCCACACAAUCGCUCUGUAUUUUGUAAAAGACUACCCCUUCGCACAAAUAAUUGCCUGAGGUUUGGUGCAAAAGUCCAAGCACUUCACAGGUUUGCAUGCUAUGAGGUGCUGAAAGGAACUGUUUGCUGAAAUGUUCUUAGCACGGUAUGUAGCUCAAGCUUUGAGAACUUUUCAUACUGGAUCUUUAAAUUACAUGCUACGUUACUUUUUCUUGCUGGAAAGCACUCUGCAGUCUCAACGGCAUGGCUACGUCUUGUGUUAAAAUGGCCAAAUUAUAAUCUUCAUACAAGAUUAAACAGCUGCUGGAAUGUUCUUAAAAACAGACAUGCAAUGUCUUUUUAAAAAUAUUUCACCUGAGAGGUAUUUGCUUUUAACCUACUAGUUUUCUACCAUUCAACAUACUAUAAUCUGACAAAUAAUUAAUUUUCAAUGGUCUAAUGAAACACAUUAAAGUGUCUAAAUCUUUUAAAUUCCCACAGUUGAAUCCUCUAAUUUUGGAUAAAAUAGUUUCCACUGAUGCAGUAAAGGAAAAGUGCAUUAUGGUUCAAAUUUUAUAUUUUUGUAUUUGUGUCUGCAUCUUGUGAGGUAUUGCUGUAAAUUAGAUUGCACGGGGCUUCAGUGCUGUUGCUGUAGGAUAUUUCUUUGUUAUCACUGUGUGAUAUCGUCUACAAACAAAAAUACUGUGGUAUUACUGACUUUCAUAAUCAUGCUGUUUAAAUUGCAAGUGUUUCAACAAACAUCUGCAUAAAACUAAUACAGAAACCCUCCCACUCCAAUAAAAGCCACCUCACAGCCUGAAAUACUGAUCGGUGAGACUCGCAAUCACUUUCUGUAAAAUUCAGAAAAGUUCACCAGUAAAUUCUCUCUCGACAUGACUUGCUGUGAAAACUCUAAACAAUGAAACAUGGUGCAGUUUUUUCUUUACCACUCCAUUCAGAACGGUCCACUAUUACAGUAUCCAGGGCUCUCAUUUUCAGAUCACAUACUUGCAUGUAAGGAAGACUUUAGUUGAUGACAGUCCUCUGCCUGUAGCUUUUUUUGUGUUGUUGAUGCUCCCUUGGCAUGAUAAUGGAUUGGCUAUGGAAAGAAAACUCCCCAUGCAAUGUUUCUUCUUGCUUAUGGCUGUUUUCCUGCAAUUUGCUUCAGUCAUGGCUUUGCUAGACCUCAUAAGCAAAAGUUCUAUUAUUUGACUGGGUCUAGCAUUUUAUUUGGAUAUGUUUGUAGAUACUCUAAUUUUCACAAGAAACAUCAUCUGCUUCGAUUAUGUACUAAAACAUUUCCAAUACUUCAUGCGCUCUCUGAAUAUACUCUAUCUUCUCCAGAAUACUGAAAUAACAUGGUUAGUUUCUGUUCUUGCUUGAAAAACGUUUUAAGAGAAGCGUAUGGUACCAUUUGGGAAAAACAUAAAAACUGAGCAACAUUAAAAGAUCAGUCUCUACAAUUAGAAAAACUGUUAAUCAAUCACUUUUCAGUCAUGGACAUUUAAUGAUAUUGCCUGUUUGUUUUGGAUGUGUAUGAGUCUGCAACUAAGGAUAUGCUAGUCCUUGUUAAAGUCAUUGGAUUUAGCACAGGGCACUUCUGCUUUGUGCAUCUAAGAAACCUUGCUGAAUAAACCACUUCAAAUGAUUUUUCACGCUGAUUAGCAUAGGAUGCAGACCUCUCCAAUUACAAGCUUUGCCAAAAUAUUUUCAUCUCUCUAAAGGUUUUAAAAAUUCCCAGUUUAAUGGAAGAUGCCACUGUGAAUGUUCUGAUGAAAUCUAUUUGCACUCAUUUAUUUUGUAAAAUUGUACAUGUAUGAUGCAGUACUGUUCUUUAGGAAAUAAUGUCUUCUUUUGUCUAUCAUUUUCUUUGUUAUAGCAA
This is a messenger RNA of Hypanus sabinus (Atlantic stingray), 3469 nucleotides long. Its product is annotated as protein FAM131A-like. NCBI's taxonomy places the organism in Eukaryota, Metazoa, Chordata, Chondrichthyes, Myliobatiformes, Dasyatidae. The transcript is spliced from 6 exons. The record is from RefSeq and is a predicted model, not a curated record. Bases 415 to 1557 code for a protein of 380 amino acids.